Sugiyamaella lignohabitans is the source of this 2136-nucleotide messenger RNA. RefSeq names its product serine/threonine protein kinase SKY1 (gene SKY1). Gene Ontology annotation, biological process: regulation of mRNA processing; spliceosomal complex assembly; protein phosphorylation. The record is from RefSeq and is a predicted model, not a curated record. The coding region runs from base 1 to 2136 and encodes 711 amino acids. Gene Ontology annotation, molecular function: protein kinase activity; ATP binding. The transcript has a single exon. Lineage: Eukaryota; Fungi; Ascomycota; Dipodascomycetes; Dipodascales; Trichomonascaceae.
AUGAAGGACAAUGCCCAUACCGUUCAUCAUGUUCACAAACAUCACGGGCAUGUGCAUGUUCAUCAUAGUAAAAAAGACAACCAUCAUUUGCAGUCGAAACAUCACCACCAUGAGGGCCAUGAAGAUCACAUAAAUAUUACUGCCGAGUCUACUGGGCUACCUCCAAAAUACUCGGAUCACCAUAAUAGUCACCAGCAUAACAAUAACAAUAGCAAUAACAACAACCACCCUUUACCACCUCUUUAUACAGCCAAGUCAGAAAAUCAGCCUGCAAUUGGUCUUGGGGAUAAUGGUCAAACGACAGCCAGUAAGGCUGUAUUAUCCCCACUUGGGUCCAGUGGCAAUGAUACAUCAACAGAUGGUGGACAAUAUUGCUUUCAAGAGCAGGAUGAGCCUCAAUUUUAUAAUGAAGAAGAGGGGGAGAUGGAAGUUCAAGAGGAAGGGGAAGGAGACGAAGAAGAAGAGGAUGAGAAGAAUCAUCAGGAUGAAGAGGAUUUACAAGACUAUUGUAAAGGUGGGUACCAUCCAGUGCAUGUUGGCGAGUUGUUCAAAAAUGGACAGUAUGAAAUUAUCCGUAAACUUGGAUGGGGUCAUUUCUCUACUGUGUGGCUUGCGAGAGAUUUGAAGUCAACUGCUGAUGAUGACAAGCCAAAACAUGUAGCAUUAAAGGUAGUUCGGUCUGCUGCGCAUUAUACCGAAACGGCUCUCGAUGAGAUCAGUUUAUUACAACAGGUGGUAAAAGCAAAUCCAGAUCAUCCUGGAAGGCAAUAUGUCGUGAGGUUGUUGGAUAGUUUUAAACACAAGGGCCCAAAUGGUACGCAUGUGUGCAUGGUUUUUGAAGUUUUAGGAGAAAAUCUUUUAGGGCUUAUCAAGCGAUAUGAGCACAAGGGCAUUCCAGUACCACUAGUAAAGCAAAUAACGAAGCAAGUGCUAUUGGGAUUGGAUUAUUUGCAUCGUGAAUGUGGUAUAAUUCAUACGGAUCUGAAGCCGGAAAAUGUCUUAAUUGAAAUUGGCGAUGUUGAAGCCAUUGUCCAAAAGCUUCAUGAACAGGAACAGGAGGAGCGAAAUAACUCUGCCACUUCAACCCCAAAACAAUCUUCACGUGAUAGUAGGACGGGCCGCAGAGCUAGUAGACGAAAAUCGGUGGUCACGGGUUCGCAACCACUGCCGAGCCCAAUAAACUCCCAGCACUCGAUGGCAUCGCUUGGUAAUUCUUCAUCUUCGCUAUCGUCGUUUUCGUUCAAAAGCUUGUCACGGUCUUCUACAAAUACCGAGCCUAUAGAGGGAAAGCUGCUGUCAAUAUCUUUGGAUGGCAAGAAUAACGGUGAGCAUGAGCAGCAAAUUGCAAAGGAUCAGGAACAGCCGAAGGGAGAGGACAUACUCUCCGACACUAAAACUGACCUAAUAUCUUCGUCUUCUCUUCGUAAACCACCGUCGUCGUCAAAUAUUGCUGCGGCUAUAAUGGCGUCGGCAUCAGCCAACGCCAGUCCUACGCGAACCACACCAGAACCUGUAGCGCCAGCAUCUCCAGACCCAUUAGAGGGACUAAUCUCGGUAAAAAUUGUUGACCUUGGAAAUGCAUGCUGGGUAGAUCAUCAUUUUACGAAUGACAUCCAGACUCGUCAGUACCGGGCUCCAGAGGUCCUUUUAGGAUCGUACUGGGGUGCAUCUGCGGACACUUGGAGUAUGGCAUGUAUGACUUUUGAGUUACUUACUGGCGAUUACCUCUUUGAUCCUCGUUCGGGUAGCAAAUAUUCGAAGGAUGAUGACCAUAUUGCUCAAAUCAUUGAAUUGAUGGGUAAGAUCCCACUGGAGGUUAUUCUUACUGGCAAAUGGACUAGCGAAUUUUUCAAUCGAAAAGGACAGUUGAGAAAUAUUCAGAAACUUCGACUAUGGAAAUUAACCGACGUACUUAAAGAGAAAUAUCAUUACUCGGAAGAGGAGUCAGAGCUCUUGGCAAGCUUUUUGGAACCUAUGCUAGCUCUAAACCCCAAGAAGCGAGCAGACGCUGGUGGUAUGUUGGGACAUCCUUGGAUAAAAGACAGUCCUGGAAUGGGGAACGUUGCAAUCGCUCGACAGCUAGGGAGCAUAGGUGAAGAUAUUCCGGGAUGGGCUUGUGAAGCUCGCAAGAAAUGA